AUGGUCAAGUCUACGAUAAUCGCUCGAGUUGCAGAUGGACUUCCACUUGCUGCGAGCAUGGAUGAUGAAGAGACGGACGAUCUGUUUGAAUACAAGCAGCAAGCAAAAGACAUUUUCAAGAGAUUGUCAACAGAUUCAGACACGAGAUGUUCCAUUGAAUCCGGCCCUUACGUCUUCAACUACUUGAUUGAAGUUGGUGUCUGCUACCUGACGCUAUGUGAUCGCAGCUACCCAAAGAAACUCGCAUUCGCAUACUUGGAAGAACUACAAAAAGAAUUCCAGCAAUUACAUGGUCAUGAGGUCGCUAGUGUUGGAAGGCCGUAUGCACUAGCUCGAUUUGAUAAUGUCAUUCAAAAGCUCAAGAAGCAGUACAAGGAUGUACGAGCUCAAAGGAAUCUGAACAAGCUCAAUGAUGAUUUGCAAGAUGUUACGCGUAUCAUGACAAAGAAUAUUCAGGAUGUGCUAGGGAGGGGAGAACAACUCAACAGAAUGAGCAAUCUAUCACAGAAUCUGGCUCAAGAAUCUAAAAAGUACUUGAAGGAUUCAAAGAAUCUGAAUCUGCAACUACUCUACCAGAAAUAUGGACCUCCAAUUAUCGUGGUGCUAAUAGUCAUAGCAGUCAUGAUGUUGAGAUACUACCUUUUCUGA
Messenger RNA from Synchytrium microbalum, 648 nucleotides. RefSeq lists its product as uncharacterized. The coding region runs from base 1 to 648 and encodes 215 amino acids. The transcript has 6 exons. Gene Ontology annotation, molecular function: SNAP receptor activity. Gene Ontology annotation, cellular component: Golgi membrane; SNARE complex; endoplasmic reticulum membrane. Lineage: Eukaryota; Fungi; Chytridiomycota; Chytridiomycetes; Synchytriales; Synchytriaceae. The record is from RefSeq and is a predicted model, not a curated record. Gene Ontology annotation, biological process: retrograde vesicle-mediated transport, Golgi to endoplasmic reticulum; vesicle fusion with Golgi apparatus; endoplasmic reticulum to Golgi vesicle-mediated transport.